AUGAGAAUCACCUUUCCACCACAGUUCUACAUCCGGUGUUAUCUGUCUUCUAUCCUAUUCGAGAGAAGUUCCAUUACAAUCCCACUGCGCAAAAUACAGCAUUCUAAUGUUCAUCAACAUUUCUUGCCGAUCAUGGACGCUGAUCGCCUGUCCAGCCAGAAUGGCACUGCCUCCUCUGCUCAGACUCUGCCGUCUUGGAAGGGCGCAGAUGGCUGUCCCUGCCUUGGGCCUCUUGCUGCGCGCUCUCAGAGUAGGCUUCGAGAGUCACUUCUUCUCGUCAAGGACUCUAUCAUCACGCUCAUGUUCGCACCCAUCAGUAUACCUAUGGCGGUGCUCGUCGAUGCCAUCCGCAUAGUCCACGCUCUCUGGCCUAUGGGCGACAAUCAUGUAGCCCCAGUGUCUCAAACACCUGUGAGCAGUCGCCUGCAAGAGCCUUGUGUCUGCCCAAAACCAAACACUUGUUCUUCUUCCGGUCAGUAUGGCAGAUCUGAGCAGCCCGUCGGAACCACCAAAGCUGGAGAUGGCGUUACUCGGCUACCCCGUGAACUUGAAGCCCUCGAACUCUAUGAGGCUAUCUUCGUACCCGGCGAUGAGACGGAAUUCAUUGGAGUUCUCUACGACAAGGCUACAAAGCAAUGGAGAUCAACCUCCAUGGCUCACGAGUCUCCUCAGCUUGCACGCCUGCGAGCUCGAGAAGAGCGUGUCUUGGUUGUCUGCUCAAGGAGUCUUGUUCAAGCCCUCUCCCUCGGUGGCUGUGGCAAGAGCAUGCUGACCGUCAACGAUCAGAAGCGUGGUCUGGUCUUGCAGCACCAAACCCUGGUGAACCGUCUCCCCAGCGGAUACGAGGUGCUUGGAUUUCAGGCUGGCGAGUUGUCUGGGCUGCGCCUGUCUAGCCAUGAUGUGUUUCACAUUCAGAAUUUAGAGGACUUCCUCUUUCACGCUGCACGGGAUGCUGAGGCUAUCACCGCGGCUAGUGGUGGGGCGUUUCUCAAGUCGUGGCUCAUACCUCUGCCUAGGUUACUUGGACUUAUGGACGACACGGCUGCACAAUCCACCUGCAAGCGCGGAUUCUGGCAGCUGCACCAUCUGGGCUUCGCAACUCAGGUUUAUCUGCAGCUGUGGGACCCAGGCCAGUGGAGUCCCUCAGACAGCUUGGACGACGUCGAGAUCAGCGAUGCCACGACUUGGUUUGAAACGUAUGGGCAAGAGAUGGAUUCGGCUAUGCGCGAGGCCAUCCUGAACGUGCUUACGUUUCUGUUGGAACCGCCGCCGCCACCAUUGCCGCUCCCGCCGGCGGCUGCUGGUACUGGUAGCCGGUCAGGCCCCAAGAUAUAUAUCGUCUCUCGCUCGAGCAUGACGGCGAGCACUUCACUAAUGAAGAUUCGAGACUCGACACGAAGGCGCGCACCGCCAGGGCCCAUCGACCCACUGCUUCUCGGCAAGGCCUCGCGGCAUGUCUUGCCAUUGCCACCGCUUCACCACGUGCAAAAUGAGCCCGCAUCUGAUGCUCCGCAACAACAUGCUCGAAUACAACAUCCUUACCCUCUUGUUCCGCCGCCACCAUCUGCAGCCAAACCUAAGCUGGGGAUCCCGAGCUCCACUUCUCAGGAGGAUGAGAAAGAAGCUCGUAUGGGUCUGCAUUCCAAUAAGAGCCUGUGCAAUGGAGAGAAUGGUGUUUCUCACCCGCCAAGUAGCAACCUCCGCAACAUCAUGAAGUCAGGAGAAGAGCCGGUUGGAUUUGAGCACGCUUCAUGUGCCGGAAACAUCACCGACCCGUGCAUUGUCAGGCCCAAUGGGACGAGCUACGCUCUGUCGGACAGAAGCGGUGUCUCAACAACAACGCCAUCAGUUCCCAAUUCCAUACAAGAGCCCUCUUCUCCCUCUGCUGUCAUUUCUUCAGCCGCUCCAUCUGUUGUCGAUUCUGGGGUCUGCGUGGAAUUGCCAACACAUAACUCGGGCCUACAACCACAACAGUCGACCAGUCCUGACUUGCCUGGCAACAUUCUUCCUCCCUCGGUCCGACCUGCCUUUGAAAUGGCCACCAAGGAUGAUUUACGAAGCUCUCCUGCCACUACGCAGCCUCCAAUCGAUCCUGCAGCAUCUCACGAUGACCUUUCGCCCUCGAGAUCUGCCAGCCUGGACAGGUCGAGAAACACCCUGGAGAAUGGUAUCAGUUGGUCGACGCUCCCGACAGACUUGAGCUCGCCUGUCAUUGCACGGGUUAAACCCAGCACUCUAUUCGGUAGUACCCACCGUCGUGCCCGUCGUACAACAACCACAUCACCGUCCCCAGUGUCGCCGCCUCGUGUUCUCAACCUUCCGAGAGCACCAGUCCGGCUUAGUGACUUGACUGUUUCCACUCGACCGUGCUCAGAUAGCAGCGUCUGGGCCACCUGGGGAGUUGAUAUAUCCUCGGACAGGGCUACCAAUGGCUCUAGUCCGUCUCCGUUGAGCCUCCAGGGCCCUACAUGUAAUCUUGUACCAGAGCCAGGGCCCCAGGGAAUCGAGGCCAAUACAAAGCAUCCUGUUGAGGACCUACAAAAGGUGGUACUAAGGGAGUCUAAGAGUGACAGCCUCGUGAAGCCGAUCGAGUAG
Molecule: messenger RNA, 2595 nt
Organism: Cryphonectria parasitica EP155
Lineage: Eukaryota; Fungi; Ascomycota; Sordariomycetes; Diaporthales; Cryphonectriaceae
Exons: 2
Coding region: 1-2595 (864 amino acids)
Source: RefSeq, a predicted model, not a curated record